UUUAUUGAUUCCUAUUUCCUGUGAAUUAUUCUGAACUCACCAAACCACCAGCUUGAAGCUUUAGAAAAUAACUUUAAGAAGUUUUUGGCUCCAUAGAAACAAAGUAAAUUGAAGUAUUUAUUUUGUCAAAUAUUUCCAUCAGCAUUAACCGAGAGACACACUGAAACUUUGGUUCUCGUUCUGUCUGUCUCCGACAGAUGAGAAUUUCAUUCUCAAACAUGACAGAGCCUUCCUGCUGUCCAUGGCCAACCGUGGGAAGGACACCAAUGGCUCACAAUUCUUUAUGUGAGUAAGAGUUGAUGUAAAUAAGGCAGAACAUUUCACUUAGAUCCCAACUGAAGCUGUAUCUUAGAUUUUACUUACCCUUCCUUUGUUGUGGCCCUGAAGAAUAAUGUUUGUCCAUCAAAGUCCCCCCUCUCUUUCUCUCUCUCUCUCUUUCUCUCUGUAGUUAGAUUUCAAAGUGCACAGCAACAUUGGAUUCAUUCUUUUUUUACCUACAAAUGUGUUACAUUUUUUCUCUUGCCGUUUUUGUGUAAAAUUUACAGAAACUCUAGCAUCCUGCUCUUCCAAGCACAACUAGGAUGGCACCUCACCUUGAUGGCGUCCACGUUGUCUUCGGUCUCGUCAUCUCUGGGUUUGAAGUGAUCAAGAAGAUUGAGAAACUGAAGACGGAUUCAGCUAGCAGACCCUAUGCUGAUGUGAGAGUGGUGGACUGUGGACAGCUGAUCACUAAAUCUGCCAAUGAUGUGCUUGAGGGCAAGCGGAAAAGGACUUCAUCUCUUAAUUCUAAUGAGUUGUCCGAUUUUUCCUCGUCUGAAAGCGAAUCAGAAGAAAAGCUCAAAUAUCAAAAGCGUCUUGCAAAACAUAAACAGUCAAAAAAGAAAAGGAAGGAAGGAAAAAAAGUCAAGAAGACAGAUAAAGUAACUCCCAAGCAAAGGUCUGCAGAAAAAGAGACGGUAGGAGGUGAAAGUAAGCCCGAUGAAGAGAAGGAGCAGGCUGGAAAGAGGGAGAAGCCCGUUGUUCGACCAGAGGAAAUCCCACCUGUGCCAGAGAAUCGUUUCCUGCUGCGACGCGACAUGCCAACACAGGAGGAGAAAACAGAAGUUCUUGAAAAACAAGAAACUGGUCCCCCAGCUGAACAGAAACCCGCUGUUACUAAGUCUGGGCGGAAGAUCAGAGGCAGAGGAACAAUUAGAUAUCACACCCCAACCAGAUCCAAAUCACGCUCUACAUCUGUUGAAGAACGUGGUGGCAGUGAAACUCCACCGCAUUGGAAAGUGGAAACAAAGAGAACCAAAGUUUUUCCUCCCACAAGUCCGGAAAGGUGGAGCAAAGGAGACAAACUAAAAGACCGAACCUCAAGCAAGUGGGAUAAUAGAAGCGUUUCCCCUCGGUCCCAGUCUGGAGGGCAUUCUUCAGGCCAGAGCUCUGAGAGGUCAAGCCAGCAGCAGCUGCCAAAGAGGCAGAAGAAAAAAGCCAAACACAAGAAGAAAGCCAAAAAGCGCAAACAUGGAAACAAGAAGAAAAGCUCCAAGAGCAAAUCACGAGAACACUAUGACUCAGAGGGUGAAAAGUCAGCGUCUUCUCCUAGGAGGUCUAGAUCUCGCACACCAAGCCGGUCUCCUUCAAGUGAGCAUCACUCCUCCAGCAGAAGAAGACGGAGAUCCUCAAAGUCUUUCUCCAAAUCCUUCUCAAGGUCCUACACAUCCAGUCGAUCCAGAUCCCGUGGAAAAUCCAGAUCUUAUUCAGGGUCCAGAAGCUAUUCUAGAUCGAGAAGUCAAUCUCUGUCUAGAUCCAGGUCUCUAUCUUAUUCCCAGUCAAGAUCACGAUCAAGGCACAGAUCAAGAUCUCUGUCAUUUUCUCGGUCCAGGUCAAGAUCAAGGUCUAGAUACACAUCCAGAUCUAGAUCUUUGUCGUCUAGGAAGAGGAGUUUUUCCAGAUCUCCAAGGAGGAGGAAGACAAUGAAACCUAAAAUGGAUGUCAUAAUGCCAGUACCUGGGAAGGUCCAGGAUAAGAAGUCUACACCCGUUUCCAUUUUACCAGGAGUCGCAGUAAAUGAUAGUGUUCCUGUGAUCCCGCUGAGCGACAGUCCUCCUCCAUCCCGCUGGAAACCAGACCAAAAGCCCUGGAAGCCCUCCUACUUUCAUAUUCAAGAAAUCAAAGCUAAGGUUAAGGCUACGCCCACGGAUACCUCUAGCACUGCUCCAGCAGUGAACAUCUCAGAAAAAACCCAGACUUCAGUAACACCAAAGUCCUUACAGGAAGAAGUUCAAGACAAGAUGACACGCCAAACUGCACACAGCUCACGCAGCAGGUCCUCCAGGAGCAAGUCCUUCAGUCGCUCCAGGAGCCGAAGUUCUAGCAGGUCGAGAUCAGCCGAGCAGUACAGGAGCAGAUCUUCAUCCCACAAAAGAUCGAACUCUGAAAAGGAACAAAAAGGAAGCAGCAACAGAGGGACUUCGUUAGACAAAGAAUGGAAGGAGUACUACUCUUCUCUCAACAGAAUAAAAAACCUAGAUACGUUUAUUUCAAUUAAUAAGGGUCGAGACGGACUCUCAGGUUCGGAAAAAGGAAUAGGCAGUGAGCGGAGUCCUGAUAUGACUGGGUUUUUAGAGAACAAAAGAGAUGGGGGCAACUCAGAGGAGACGGACACAAAACGUUACCUUCCACCACGUGCGGAGAGUCGCUCUGAGUGGGACAGUGACAGUGACAAGGAGGGCCAAUACAAAGCAGCAGAGAAGCACACUGUUGAGUCCAGCACAGUGCUGUCAACUGGGUGGAAUUCAGAUGGAGAUACGGAGAAUAUAACCAACAAAAGAGUUUUUGGUUCUGAAAAAGAAGAAGGAGAAGCCAGUUCUGAAUCAGACUAUGAGGCUUUAAGAAGUACAUCAAAAGCAGUGACUGAGCUAGGGUAUAAAGUUGCUGCUGCCAUUGCAGCCAAUUCUUCAUCCUGUCCCUCAGAUGAGAGUGCUUCAAAGGCUGCAGAGCCAGAGCGUAAGAAGAGCAAGAAGAAAGCAAAACGGAAGCAUAAACAUAAGAGAAAAGGAGAGAGUAAGAGCAGUUCUCAUCAUGGCAAAGACAAAACAAAAAAAUCCAAACGAAAACACCAGAAGCUGAGAGAGACCUUCCACUGGCAGCCACCUUUAGAGUUCGACGAGGAGGAAGAGGAUGAUGAAGCUAAAAGAGAGAGACGCAGUCCUGGCAGAGAGGUUCCAGAUAAUUUUGGUGAGGAUGGUAACAAACAGGACCAACAUUCAACUGAUUUGAAAAGAAAGCAUGUAAAAGAAGAAGAGAAGCAAAUGAGAUCCAGAGAAAGAAUUGAAAACCCAAAUGAUUCUGAACAAACAUCAAACCAGAACAGUAUCAAAGACCAAGAUUCCUUAGAUGAUAUGGAGAUCUGUACUCCAGAGCACAAUGUUGAGAUCCUUGAACCUCCUGUCAUGUCAGAUACGUCCAACACUGCCACCAAAUUAAUACUCGAUUCCAACUCAAAGUCAUCAGAAAUGGCUAGCACUGAUAUUGCAUUUACUCGGAAAGCCCAGCAUGAUGUCACUUCUUCAGCAACAACUGCUGAACUACAGGAAGAAGAACCUAAUGGAAAAGCCGGAAUAAAUUUCAAAUGGAAGCCAUUAAAAAGAAUGGCCGCUGUGCCAGAGGUGAACGUCCAGGCUGUCGCAGUUAAAAGCAAACCAGCCAACGAGAGCGUGCAGCGUCUCACCAUGCAGGGAGUAAAAAUGGAGAUAAAGAGUAAAAACCGAGUCCGGCCAGGUUCCCUGUUCGAUGAGGUUCGUAAGACGGUGCGGCUCAACCAGAGGCCGAGAAACCAGGAGAGUUCGAGUGAAGAAAGUUCCCCAUCUAUGGGGAAGGCCAGAGGCAUGUCACGCACACGCUCGCCAAAAAAGUCCAGAUCAUUGUCAAGACAUUCUCGCUCUGGUUCCAGUCACCGGUCCCGCUCCAGAGGCUGGUCCCGCUCCUACAGCAGAUCCAGAAGUAGAUCUCGCAGCUACACCUACUCCUCCAGGAGCCGCAGUCGGAGUCGGAGAACCCGUAGACGAGGACGAUCCCGCUCCCGCAGCAGUACAUACCGGAGCUACAGCAGACACAGUCGGUCGUACAGUAGAAGUCCCUCCAGAAGCCGCUCUUACCAUUGCCACAGGAGGUCCAGGUCCGACUCGUAUGACAGCUAUUCCAGUCGGAGUCGAAGCGUGAGCAGGAGACGAGGGCACAGACGUAGUGAGAGCUACAGGAGCUCUGAGCGCCGAUCACGGUCGUCACGCUCGUCCAGCCGUAGUUUUUCCAGAAGCAGGAGCCGCAGCAGUCGCUACAGUUGAGUCCAGCCUCACCUCUACUGAGGAGGAGAUGCUCGCAGGUCUGCAGCCGAAGCUCCAACAGGAAGUGUUCUUGUUUUAUACUGUGCUAAGUUUCAUAAUGGAAGAUGUAGGGAUGGUCAAUACAAGCAUGAAUGUGAAAUGGUCUUUCUUUAAAAGGCCGACAGCAGCUGUUUGAAUGUCUGCAGCCAAGCUGCGGAAACUUUAGGGGGUGGAAAUAAUUUACAUAAUUGUAUUUUUAUGCAUUAUUCUUUAACAUUUUCUUCAUAUAUGCCAAAUGAUGCAAUUAUAGAAUUGCUUAACAUCACAUUUUAAUGUGUUUUUGAGAAGGAAAAGGUUAAAGUUUACUUUGUUAUAAAUUGUCUCUUAAUGAACAGAUGAAUGUAGAAGCUUUACUCAAAAUAUAUAAUCUCUGUUUUUAUAAUAAGUUGGUAAAAAAAAUGUUUACUUUGAUUAAAUACG
Messenger RNA from Cyprinodon variegatus (sheepshead minnow), 4790 nucleotides. It is a transcript of the gene nktr, whose product is annotated as natural killer cell triggering receptor. Gene Ontology annotation, biological process: protein peptidyl-prolyl isomerization; protein folding. The record is from RefSeq and is a predicted model, not a curated record. Bases 582 to 4331 code for a protein of 1249 amino acids. Gene Ontology annotation, molecular function: peptidyl-prolyl cis-trans isomerase activity. Lineage: Eukaryota; Metazoa; Chordata; Actinopteri; Cyprinodontiformes; Cyprinodontidae. The transcript has 12 exons. Gene Ontology annotation, cellular component: nucleus.